AUGGACAAUCUGCGGAAACACAACGUCUACAAUCUGGUGCCCCUCAGCAGCGUUCCCAUAGGAGAGAAGAUCCUCGGAACGAAAUUCGUCUUCAAGAAAAAGCUGGACGGACGCUUCAAAGCUCGCCUGGUAGUCGGAGGACAUCGUCAAGAGCCAGGACAGGACUACGGACGCAGCUACGCACCAGUAUGCCGUAUCGGGAGCAUUCGCAUGACGUGCGCCAUCGGCUGCCACAACAACUGGCCCAUCUACCAACUGGACAUUGUCGGUGCCUUCCUGAACGCCCUCUGCGACAGAGAUGUGUACGUCAGACCCGCCCCCGGUACAUCCGCCAAGAACUCCGCGACGGGAGAACCCAUGGUCGGCAACAUCAUCGUGAUUCUCACGGUCUACGUAGACGACAUUCUCAUCACAGGAGGAGACCAGCAGCUCGUGGACCAGAAGAAGAAGGAGCUCACGGAUCGAUUCGAGAUGACCGACAUGGGAGAGGUAAAGCGGAUCCUCGGGAUCGACGUGCAGCGGGACUACGAGCAAGGAACCCUGGCCAUUUCACAGGAGCACUACGUGAACACACUUCUGGAGCGGUUCGGAAUGCAAGAGGCCAACCCAGUGAGCACUCCUGGAUACGGAGCGGAAAUCUCCACGAAUCAACCUCAGGACCAAAUCCUAGGACCCACGGACAAGAAAAUCUACCAGUCGAUGACAGGAAGCAUCCUCUACCUGGCCCAGUGCACGCGAUUCGACCUCUCCUACGCUGCCCUACAACUUUCCAAGGCCUGCAGCAACCCAGCGCAGGUGAACAUGACAGCAGCCAAGCACGUUCUGCGAUACCUUCGGGGUAAUCCAGUUCUUCCUAUCGUCUACAAGAGAGGACAGUUUCGGCUAGCGGCGUUUACGGAUUCAUCCUUCGGAGCAAACCCCGACAACGGAAGAUCUACCACGGGAUAUAUAUCUCUUCUUUCUGGCUGGAGGACUCAUCAGCUACGGUGCGAAGACUCAAACUCUAACCGCGUAAAGCACGGUCGAAGCCGAGAUUGAAGCGCUUAGGUACCCAGCCAGAG
Messenger RNA from Ectocarpus sp. CCAP 1310/34, 1061 nucleotides. NCBI's taxonomy places the organism in Eukaryota, Phaeophyceae, Ectocarpales, Ectocarpaceae. The record is from the annotation of a GenBank genome assembly.